AUGAAGUUUCCCCGGCUGACCUUGUUGAGCGCCUUGCCGAGCGUGAUCGCAACAGGUCCCAUUCCCGUUACCAGGACUGGCCUCGCUGGUAUUGACGGGUUUACCUUCUACGACCCCUACUGUGCUCAUGGCUGCUUCCGGUCUUUCUCCCCCUUCAAGCUGCAGUGCUCUGCAACAGUUAGCCCAGGGGGACAUACGACCGCCGACGAUACUGCGCACAACCUGGCAGUUUGUCGUGCAUCCGAUUUCCCUUUCCUGAGCUCCAUAGCAUGGUGCAUACACUUAUACUGUCCAGGCAACGUUCGGACCUCGACAAUCGAAAAGUUCUGGGAGACGCAGAUCACAGGGGAUAUCAGGAUCAUUCCCAAAUGGAGCUAUGGUGAAGUCAUGGCCAAUAUCACGAAGCCGCCUACCAUGAUGGCGAUGGACAUGGAUGCGACAUUGAAUAUGACCAUGUUGACGUCUUAUCACACUUGGAAAAUCACUCAGGAUACUUUGAUCUACUUCUUCCGCGAGACAGCCCUGGAGUCGUAUUACGGACUUGCCAUUUUACUUACUGCCUUUGGGCUCCCCAUCGUUCUGACGUGGCUGGGGUAUCUUCCCUUCAUGUCUGGCGCGCUGGAACGAAUCCAUCCCUGGAUCUACCCAAGCAUCAUCGGGACUUACCACAAUCGACCGUUACCCUUCUUACUAGGCAAUGCGCCUACCGUGGGUCAAAGUCUUUACAUCGCCCUCCUGUUCAUCUUGAACAUUGUGUUUCUUGCAGUUGGGUACAAGACAUUAUGGCCCAACGAAGAAUUUCAAUGGUACCGGAAUCACUAUCAAGAACUCCUGGCUUACUUCAUGUGGCGUACGGGAGCUCUAGCAUUCUCCCGGCUGUUCCUGCUACAGACUCUUUUGCAUUCCAUCAUUAUCAUUUCGCUGAUCUUAUACCAGAACGACGGGUACUACGCCACGACGGUCGGGACACCGUUAUGGAUCUGGGGCUGCGUUGGGACUGUUGCAGCGGUGAUUAUCGUGCCUACGAGCGUGCUUGUCAUCCGUCAACGGGCAUACGAGCUGUUUCUGGUCACCCAUAUUGUCAUGGCAGUGAUUUGCCUAGUGGGAUGUUGGUACCAUGUUUGGUACGAUGACGAGGGAUGCUUUGGCUACGAGACAUGGCUGUAUGCCACCUUUGCCGUCUGGUUUUUUGACCGACUGGCUCGGGUGGCGCGCAUCUUGAAAACGGGCAUCCGCCGGGCGAGGGUCACCGAUAUCAGCCCCACGAUUGCUCGCGUCGAUAUUCCAGCAAUCCGCUGGGUGGCUUCAGGCCAUUGCGUCUAUGUAUAUUUCCCCACGCUCAGCCCACUGCGACCAUGGGAGAAUCAUCCCUUUUCUCUGAUUCCGACGGCGGUCCUUAACAGGAGGACGAACAACUACAGCGAGGACCAGACUACUAAUACUCCGUCGGACGCCGGCAAUGAUAUGGAGAAGAAUCAUCCUCAAGUGGCCCCCACGCUGGAUCCUCCGAAACGAGAGGGACUUGCCCAUGUGGACAGUCGCUAUACUAACUCUGGCCUGACACUGUUUGUGCGAAAGAGAGUCGGCAUGACCAGAGCGUUACGCGCGCAGGAAGGGUUGCUCACCCUGCUUGAAGGGCCGUAUCCAACCACUCCCACCAAGACCCUCCUGCAGAGCGACCGUCUGCUCCUGAUCGGAGGUGGAAUGGGCAUUACGGGCCUCGCCCCUUUUCUAUGGUCUCAUCCAAAUGUUAAACUGUUUUACAGCGUCAAGACGGCCGAUCAAUGCCUGGUGGACUCAUUGAGGAGCGUCUUGGGCGAAGUCCGCGAAAAAGAAAUCUGCAUCGGCAAGAGACUGGAUAUUAGUGCGUUGCUACGAGACGAGGCAAGCCUUGGAUGGUCCAAGAUUGCCGUCGUGGUCUGUGGCCCUGGGGAGAUGUGCGACGACGUGAGGGCAAUCGUGGCUAGGCUUGGUCGCGAGAUGGUAGGCCACUGUUCGUUUGAACUUGAAGUUGAUGCCUUUUCGUGGUAG
Messenger RNA from Exophiala dermatitidis NIH/UT8656, 2031 nucleotides. Its product is annotated as ferric-chelate reductase (Fre2). The transcript is spliced from 3 exons. The coding region runs from base 1 to 2031 and encodes 676 amino acids. Gene Ontology annotation, cellular component: plasma membrane. The record is from RefSeq and is a predicted model, not a curated record. Gene Ontology annotation, molecular function: ferric-chelate reductase activity. NCBI's taxonomy places the organism in Eukaryota, Fungi, Ascomycota, Eurotiomycetes, Chaetothyriales, Herpotrichiellaceae. Gene Ontology annotation, biological process: copper ion import; intracellular iron ion homeostasis; iron ion transport.